AUGCCGAACUUGGCGAAGAGAGCCUGCGACACCUGUAUCGCUCGCAAAGUCCGCUGCGACGGCGCUUUGCCAUGCGCAACCUGUGGAGCCUCCACGCGCAAGGUGCAAUGCACCUAUGUCAGGCCUGCGCAGAAGAGAGGCCCGAAGGCCCGGCGGCCCUCGAUACAGAAAGCCCCCAGUUAUGAAAAGACAUCUCGGUUUUCGGAUGAAACGAGGACGCCUACGCUACUACGAGAUGCAUCAGAGAGCAUCCAGACUAGAGUCCAACCCGCUAUCCUCUCAUCUCAGAUACUCGCAUUUCAAUCCCCUCCGGUGCUAGUUGAUACCAUCGCCAAGGUCAUCAGCGAGUACGAGAACCAUUCGUACAGCGUCUGGCCCGUUAUUCGAUCUACUAUACUUGCGCAACAACUAGCUCUACGCCCGUCCGAUGAGUCUACGUUUUGCUUGGCCACAGCGCUAUGCGCCGCGACCAUUGCUCAGCUAAACAUCCCACCGCUAGAAUCUCAAGAAGACGGAGAGGCGGUCCUGGUAGAUAGUUCAUAUUUGUCUCGUGAAUGUAUUCGGAUCCGGGAACAGUGCGAUUUUCGAGAACAUCUAGAUGUCCGCUGGGUGCUCACCUCAUUUUUCCUUCAUGUAUACCAUGCAAAGGUAAACAAGCGUAAUUCGGCGUUGAUGUUUAUCCAGGAGGCCGUCUCUUCGGCUAAACUGUUAGGACUUGAUAAAGAUGACCAGGCAUUACAAGGUCCGGUUGCAGAAGUAGUUGACAAUAGAGAAAUUCUCUUCUCACUCCUCUGGGUUUCAGAAAGGGGCUACAGCAUGCAUUUAGGACUGACGCCAUCGUUUUCCGACCAACUCAUUGUCAAAGCCGUAAACGAUGCUGUCGCCAACACUCACGUUUACGGCUUGAUUGAGCUGUCGAAGCUUUUUGCAGUAUUUGACCAGUGCAUCGGUACAGAUGUCUCGGAAAAUUUGCUCGUCGAGUCGGAAAAAGCUCUGCAGGUAUUGCAAAUUUCUGCCGAUAAAACAACUACCACGCGACUGGCAGAUCAUUCUAUUACAAGGGAAUGGAUGAGAAUUAUUAUUUGGCAGCGAGCUUUAUCUGCUGGAUAUCUUUCAUCUUUUUCACCUUCGACUUUGAUGAAAUUUACAUUCCCCGUCGCAGUCAGCCAUGAUCUCUUAGCAGCCCUACGGAAUUUCUCUUCAGAGGACUUGCUGCCGCUAGGACGUGAUCAGCUUUUAAAAUGCUAUGAAAUUGCCAAUACCCUAGCAGAUACAUUGCUAUGCAAUUCUAUUCUCACCGACAGCACCACACUACAAUGCGGUCCGUACGAUUUCUUGCACGCUCUAUAUCAAAAGCUGCAUCCAUUUUUAUAUCUGGACCAUACGCUUGACUCGAUAUUACGGGAGAAAACGGCACAGGCACUGUUGUGUGCGCCGUCUCGACUCUGGAAUCUUGACCCACCAUCAGCCUUAAACCAGGGAGAAGAGUCAACAGUGCAAGCAAUUUCUACAAUCCCUUGA
Messenger RNA from Talaromyces rugulosus, 1521 nucleotides. RefSeq lists its product as uncharacterized. NCBI's taxonomy places the organism in Eukaryota, Fungi, Ascomycota, Eurotiomycetes, Eurotiales, Trichocomaceae. Gene Ontology annotation, biological process: regulation of DNA-templated transcription. The record is from RefSeq and is a predicted model, not a curated record. Gene Ontology annotation, molecular function: zinc ion binding; DNA-binding transcription factor activity, RNA polymerase II-specific. The coding region runs from base 1 to 1521 and encodes 506 amino acids. The transcript has 3 exons.